Messenger RNA from Cladophialophora immunda, 699 nucleotides. RefSeq lists its product as uncharacterized. The transcript has 2 exons. The record is from RefSeq and is a predicted model, not a curated record. NCBI's taxonomy places the organism in Eukaryota, Fungi, Ascomycota, Eurotiomycetes, Chaetothyriales, Herpotrichiellaceae. The coding region runs from base 285 to 494 and encodes 69 amino acids.
AAGCCAUAGGAGCAUAGACGUUAUAAAUACAAAAUCCGCGCCAAUAUGUAAGAGGGGGAAGAAAGACUUGUUUGUUUGAAGCGGAUUGUGAAGUGGGGUUUCAUUGUCUAUAUAUUGGAACCACAAAUUUCUCAAAUAGGAGCCCCUUGCGAAUAACGGCACCUUUUCACCCUUCAGGUUAUAUCUUUUUACCGAUUUUCUUGUCAGAUCCUUUAUUUAUUUUAUCCCAUUCUCUUAGAGUGUCAAGCAUCGACUGACUCUGAUACAGCUUCUACUUAAUAGCGAUGCCUCAACAUGGAGAACCGCCAGCGAACGACAAAAUUGAGACGCAGGGGACCUAUCGUCUCUGGGCAAAGUCGGCGGUUGUAAGUUACCUGGACGGACGAACGGAGAAUAUCACCAACCCUCAAGGCUAUUGGAUCAAAGUAACCGAGGGGAUGGUUGUGAGAUAUUUUGAAGGUUAUCACUCCAGGGAAGAUGAACGACCGAAAUAGGGGGAGGAGCUAUUUUUUUCUCACUUUAGGAGUCAAGCUGAAUGGAGAAUAUACUGUGCGGGCUAUAGAGCGGCUCGAUGAUCAUCCUCUAAUAGACUUAAACUUGACAGCACCUGAGACUGGAGGCUUAGUGCUCGAGCAAAAGCCAUAAAUGUGAACUAUGAUUGAGGGUGCGUGGCUGCAAUGAAUUGCUGGAUAGUACUUG